Messenger RNA from Cuculus canorus (common cuckoo), 2876 nucleotides. RefSeq names its product FUN14 domain containing 1 (gene FUNDC1). Gene Ontology annotation, cellular component: mitochondrial outer membrane. The transcript is spliced from 5 exons. NCBI's taxonomy places the organism in Eukaryota, Metazoa, Chordata, Aves, Cuculiformes, Cuculidae. The record is from RefSeq and is a predicted model, not a curated record. The coding region runs from base 76 to 546 and encodes 156 amino acids. Gene Ontology annotation, biological process: autophagy of mitochondrion.
AGGGACGGGUCAGGGCGCACGCGCGGCGCCGGCGGGGGGGGGCGGGGCGCGCUCGGUUGUCAGCGGCGGCCCAAGAUGGCGGCGCGGAGGCCGCGCUCCGCCGCAGAACAUGACAGUGACGAUGAUUCCUAUGAAGUGCUGGAUUUAACUGAAUAUGCACGGCGUCACCAUUGGUGGAAUCGUGUGUUUGGCCGGAAUUCAGGACCAAUUGUAGAAAAAUAUUCUGUAGCUACCCAGAUUGUGAUGGGCGGCGUGACUGGCUGGUGUGCGGGAUUUUUGUUCCAGAAAGUCGGAAAGCUUGCAGCAACUGCAGUAGGUGGUGGCUUUCUUCUGCUUCAAAUCGCUAGUCAUAGUGGAUAUGUACAAGUUGACUGGAAGAGAGUUGAAAAAGAUGUAAACAAAGCAAAAAAACAGUUAAAAAAGCGUGCAAAUAAGGCAGCACCUGAAAUCAAUACCUUAAUUGAAGAGUCAACAGAAUUUAUCAAACAGAACAUUGUGGUGUCCAGUGGAUUUGUUGGAGGCUUUUUGUUAGGCCUGGCAUCAUAAGGACCUGGAUCAUCUCUUCCUGAUGGCAUUCAUGUCGGCAAAGAACAGCUGGGGGGUGACACGCUGUCUCAAAGCAAGUGUGAUCACUCAGCCUUCCAGAGCCAGAGGAGUGGACUAGCUAGACAAUUUGGAAGCUUUUACAUUUCAGGCUUUUGCCUCUUGAAGCUUGGCAAAACUAGGAUUUGCUGAAAAACUGUGCAGUGUGCUCAUUAUAUUAUUUCUGGGCAAAACUGGUUCAUCUUCAUCAUGACUCUUUUUAUCUAUGACCUUUCAAGACCUAGCAUUUUUUUAAAAUGUUAUUCUUGGAAUAUAGAUAUGUAACCAUACUGUAGGAAAGAAAGCUCCGUUUCUAUGUUUUCAGUUAAAUAUUGUUUAAUUUAAAAGUGGAUUUUUUUCCAUGCUGUAGUAGAUACAUGACUACAUAAUGUAUAUGGUACUGUAGUUUCAGCCUCACGGCUGUCCAUGUUCUUUAGAAGUCACUGCAAUAAUUUAUCAAUCUGUAAUACCUUUCUACAGAGUAUUAAAUAACAAAGAAUCAUGAGCUUAUUAAAGGUGAAAAUUAGCUUUGACUCUGGCCUUUGUGUACAUAGAAAGUAAGGAAGUCUUAUAUUUAAAGCCUGCAGGCAUCUGGUACAAAUAUUAGUAGAGAUGCCUGUGAUAUUUGUGUGCUAAGUGAAUGAAUGUAUCAAUGUUAUUUUUCCUACAUGUGUAGACAGGUGAAACUUACUGAUAACACUGUAGUACACAGAUAAUCAUUGCAAGAGCAGACUCCACAGUGAUCUGAUGCUCAGUUGCUUUGCAGUCAAUGAACACAGAGGCUGUUUCAGACUUCAGGAGUUGGGGAGAUGAAGAGAUGAGGCUUCUGCCUGAGCACUUUGCAAGGGCCAGUACUUGGUAGGGCUUGAUAGGGUGUAAGCGCCACGUACCCUGGAUGAACUGAAGGCUGCCCUUACAGUCCAUUCUAGCUGGAAAUCAUACUCACUUUCAUAUUCACCCCUGUUGUGACUAUGUUCUCCCCAGCUUAGACAUCUAUUUUUUUACAGCUGUCACCUAAUUUGGCUUUCGCUGUCUAGGGUGCUGGCUAUGGAAGAACAAGGGUGCAGGCUGGUUUCAGCUUAUUGGAAGAGUGCCUGUUUCUUCUGAAGUCUGAGAAAGAAAUGGGACUUAAUCUGCUUGAUGUGUUUACUGCCCCCACCUUUGAUGGAUCAAAGCAGGAAGCGGAUUCUAAAUGAGAUUGGAGGCAUAACUGGGUGGGCUGGAAAAUUUACUCUCAAGUAGGUUUUUAAGGUGGUUUUGGUUAUUUGUUACUCAGUUAUUUUAAAGAAGCUGAGAAUCCCAACAAAUGCUUAAUGCAUUUUUCUGCAUUUCAAACUUGUGAACCUUUUAGAAAUUUCUACCCAAGAAUGACUCUUACUCUGCUCAAGUUUCUCUGUUUUUCACUGUACCAACAAAUUAAUGUGAAAUGGAAUCACUCACACGGGUUCUUUUGGGUUCUUGUUCACAUCUGAACAGUAGUAAUUCAUUAGUGUCAGGUGGAUGGAUGUGAACUUCGGAUGUAUGGCACACGGGAUGAACAUCCCGCAGCUGGGCUAUAUGUGAAAGUCAUUUGACACAGUACCCUAAUCCAUAUUUAAAUUAGUGCAUCUGUGGACUUCAGAGGUCUGUAUUAUUAUUUACUUCACAUAUGCAUGCUUCUGGCCUAGGUAAGUUACAAAGCAUAUCAUGCAUAUCUGUCAGGUUUAAGGGUUUAAUUAGGCUAAAACCUGUUUAAGACAUUUGAAAAUAAAACUUAAUCCCCUAAACCAAACCCCCACACUCAGCGAAACAAAUGGCCAUGAAUAGCAUGUUAGUAUCCUAAAUAUUUUGUUUUAAGGUGAAUGUCUAAACACAAUUGUUGCAGUUUAUUGGAAAUGGGAGGCCCAAGGAGGAAUGUGCAUACUGGGUCAUCUGGGAUUUGAAGAAAAAUUAAGAAAGAUGAGAAUGUUAAAAUGUGAAAGUUGCUUUGCCUUAGUGUUCGGUCCAAAGGAUAAUGGGAAUGUAACCAGUCAGCUCUUUUCUGCUGAUGAAGCUAAUGGAUUUUUGGCUUGUCAAAAGAGUUGCUGAAGCCAACUGACGUGAGUCACCCACCCUGACUGGAAUGAACUCAGGCAUUCUGAAGGGCUUUAGGAAUGAAGUGGCCACCUCAGUAGCAUGAACCGGUAAACAUGCAUUUUUAGAGUCUCCUCUGUGAAAGGAUUUCAAGGGAAUAUCCUUUAGCGUGCUUGCUAAAAAGGCUGCCCAUGUGAUCAAGGGAUAUACUUCAUAGUUAGAAUUAAAAAAAAACAAAACCC